AAUAUUUAAACACAGGAAGUGAGCGGGCACCUUUGUAUUGCUUCAGACUAGAGAGAGAAGAAGAAGAAGAACGAGAGAUUCGCCAGAUCGGACGAAGUUAUCUUCAGCUUCUUUGACAGUUUCACCAGCGGCAUAUUAAGAAAUGGCAGAUGGUGAUGAUAUUCAGCCUCUUGUCUGUGAUAAUGGAACUGGAAUGGUGAAGGCUGGAUUUGCUGGAGAUGAUGCUCCGAGGGCUGUAUUUCCCAGCAUUGUUGGUCGACCUAGACACACUGGUGUAAUGGUAGGCAUGGGACAAAAAGAUGCAUAUGUUGGUGAUGAGGCUCAAUCGAAAAGGGGUAUUUUGACUUUGAAAUAUCCAAUUGAGCAUGGUAUUGUGAGCAAUUGGGAUGAUAUGGAAAAGAUUUGGCAUCACACUUUCUACAAUGAACUUCGUGUUGCACCUGAAGAACACCCCGUUCUUCUUACUGAAGCUCCUCUCAACCCUAAGGCUAAUCGUGAGAAGAUGACUCAAAUCAUGUUCGAGACCUUCAACACACCCGCCAUGUAUGUAGCCAUCCAGGCUGUGUUGUCCCUUUAUGCCAGUGGUCGUACAACUGGUAUUGUGCUGGAUUCCGGUGAUGGUGUGAGCCACACAGUUCCCAUAUACGAAGGUUACGCCCUUCCACACGCAAUCCUUCGUCUGGAUCUAGCAGGACGCGAUCUAACUGACGCCUUCAUGAAGAUACUAACCGAGCGUGGUUACUCCUUCACCACUACAGCAGAACGGGAAAUAGUAAGAGACAUGAAAGAAAAGUUGGCCUACAUAGCUAUAGACUACGAGCAAGAACUGGAAACCUCCAAGACAAGUUCAUCCGUGGAGAAGACUUACGAGCUGCCCGACGGACAGGUGAUCACUAUCGGGGCAGAGAGAUUCCGUUGCCCUGAAGUUCUCUUCCAACCUUCCAUGAUAGGAAUGGAAGCUGCUGGUAUACAUGAGACAACUUAUAACUCCAUAAUGAAGUGUGAUGUGGAUAUCAGGAAGGAUUUAUAUGGAAACAUUGUUCUGAGUGGUGGUUCGACUAUGUUUCCUGGUAUCGCCGAUAGGAUGAGCAAAGAGAUAACCGCUUUAGCUCCGAGCAGUAUGAAGAUUAAGGUGGUUGCACCACCGGAAAGGAAAUACAGUGUCUGGAUUGGUGGUUCUAUUUUGGCAUCAUUGAGCACAUUCCAACAGAUGUGGAUUGCAAAGGCGGAGUACGAUGAAUCUGGCCCGUCGAUUGUCCACAGGAAGUGUUUCUAGUUGAAAGAACUUGGAAGAUGAAGAAGAACAAAAAAAAAGGUUGUAUUAUAGUUGAAUUUAUUUAAUUUCAAACAAAAAAAAGUCUGAAUUUCCUCACAUUUGAGGAAAAGAAACUGGUGUUUGCUUCUCAUUUUUCUGCAUAUUUUCAUUUGUUGUCUUUCUUUCUUCUCUAAAAAUAUUGAUUUAUUUUGUAUUCUGUAACAACAGAGUUUUUGUUUUGCUAUUCUUAAUAUGGUUUGGAGUUUGAAUUUUUAAGCAUAUCUUCUUGAGAUGCAAGAAACCUUUUGUAAA
Molecule: messenger RNA, 1567 nt
Organism: Impatiens glandulifera
Lineage: Eukaryota; Viridiplantae; Streptophyta; Magnoliopsida; Ericales; Balsaminaceae
Product: actin-97
Exons: 5
Coding region: 143-1276 (377 amino acids)
Cellular component (GO): cytoplasm
Source: RefSeq, a predicted model, not a curated record